AUGUCGAACUCAGAGUUUCGAAUUCUUCUGCUUCUGGUUUUCCUCACGAUACAAGCAUCAGGAGCUGCAGCUGGAAUUCCAAGGUCCAACUGUGUUAAACAAUGUGGGAACGUCAGCAUUCCCUUCCCCUUUGGAAUAGGUGCCGGGUGUUUCUUGGAUCACUGGUAUGAGAUCGUCUGCCAAAAUAGGACGGUUCCAAAACUAAAUAAGAUUGGAUUGCGAGUUCUCAACAUUUCACUUCCCAAUUAUUUUGAAUAUGCGAAUGGCAUGAUCAGUGUCAGUCUUCCAUUAAUAUACUCAAAUGCAAGCUGCGGGGGCGAAGGACUUCGUGGGCCGGUGAACUUUGAAGGAAGUCAAUUUGUCUUUUCCCAGACAUGGAACGUAUUUACGUCGGUUGGUUGCAACACCCUGACAACAGUGAAUAGUACAGAAUCAGCUGUUGUUGGUUGCAGGUCAAAAUGCGCUGGAACCAGUGCCAACAUUGGCGGAUAUAGUGCUUGUUUCGGGAGGGACGAAUGCUGCCAGACUACGCUCCCCUUUAACCUUCAAAGCUUUAGUGUGGAUUUUAGAGAAGAAGGUGAACCUCAGGGAUGCAAGUACGCUUUCCUGGCAGAUAGAUCAUGGUUCUUGAGGUCUAACGUUACAGGUUUAUAUGAUUUGAGUUUGAAUGAUACAGUUCCAGUGGUGUUGGAAUGGGGGAUUUCAAACAAAACCGACUAUAUACUCAAGCUUAUCCAGCAAUCCAAUGUCUUGGACGAUCUUGAUUCCUUCAGAUGUAGCAGAUACAGCUUCUAUGGAUCUUGGAGUGAAAUGCCAUUUAUACAGUGCUAUUGCAGAUGGGGGUAUAGGGGUAACCCCUAUCUUACUGAAGGAUGCCAAGAUAUUAAUGAAUGUGAAGAUCGAAACUUGUGCCCCGGGAUUUGUGUGAACAAACUGGGAACCUAUGACUGCGUCGCUGGUAGAAAGACACCUAUCAUUAUUGGGAUUGGGGCAGCCUUUGGGGCACUAGUUUUGUGUCUUGUCUUAUGGAGGUUGUACAAGUACGUCAAGAAGAGAAGAGAAAUCAAACUCAAAGAGAAGCACUUCAAACGCAAUGGUGGCCUUUUGUUGAAAAGUGAGCUAUCUUCACCCGAAGGCAAUGUCGAAAAAAGCAAAUUGUUCAAUUCCAAGGAUUUGGAGAAGGCCACUGACAAUUUUAAUGAUGAUAGGAUACUUGGGCAAGGUGGACAAGGUACUGUUUACAAGGGAAUGUUAACAGAUGGAAAAAUAGUUGCGAUUAAAAAAUCAAAAGUGAUUGAUGAGGGAAAAGUCGAACAAUUCAUAAAUGAAGUCCUCAUCCUCUCACAAAUCAACCAUAGGAAUGUGGUUAAAUUAUUGGGGUGUUGCUUAGAGACGGAAGUCCCGCUUUUAGUGUAUGAGUUCAUACCAAAUGGGACUCUAUACCAAUAUCUACAUGACCCAAAUCAAGAGUUUCAUGUAUCGUGGGACACGCGGCUACGAAUCGCAACUGAAAUUGCAGGAGCCUUAUUCUACUUGCAUUCAGCAGCCUCUAUUCCCAUUUAUCAUCGAGACAUCAAGUCCACCAAUAUCCUUUUGGAUGAGAAAUAUCGGGCAAAAGUGGCGGAUUUCGGUACUUCCAAGUCAGUUUCCCUUGAUCAAACUCAUGUAACCACAUUGGUACAGGGUACUUUCGGCUAUCUAGAUCCUGAAUAUUUCCAAUCAGGUCAAUUCACUGAUAAAAGUGAUGUGUACAGCUUUGGAGUGGUACUUGUUGAACUCUUAACAGGGCAAAAGCCAAUUUCUUCACUGAGGGAACAAGAAGGAAGAAGCCUCGCGAUGUAUUUCAUAAUCUCGAUGGAAGAGAACUGUUUGUUCGACAUUGUUGAUGCUCAAGUUUUGAAAGAAGGUAAAAAGGAAGAGAUUGCAUCAGUUGCUAAUCUUGCGAAAAUGUGCUUAAACUUGAACGGGAGGAAACGACCUGCAAUGAAAGAAGUGGCAAUGGAGUUGGAGGGGAUAAGGAAGCUCCGAAAUCCUUCGGUUAUCUUGCAAAAUCAAGAGAACCACGAGGCAACUGAAUCUUAUAGUGCCGCUUUUCCAUCUAACAAGUCAAACAUUGACAUGGAUGUCAUUACAACUUCGGAUGUUCAGCCACUCUUGCCUAGUGAGUCGUGGUCGACCUGUGCUGGAACUGACACCAACACUAGCCAGUGUAGUGCUUGCUCCGGGAGGGAUGGAUUCUGCCGCGCUACGCUGCUCUUUAACCUUCAGGGUAUUAAUGUGGAUUUCAAGGAAGAAGGUGGACAUCAAGGGUUUAUUGAUUUGAGAUUGAAUGACACGGUUCCAGCGGUGUUGGAAUGGGGGAUUCCAAACAAUACCAAGGAUGCACUUGAGCUUAUCUGGCAAGUGAAAUGCGAUUUACGCAGUGCUAUUGCGGAAGGGGAUAUGGUGGUAAUUUCUAUUUUAUUGGAGAAUGCCAAGAUAAAUCCACAUGAAAGGAGAGUCAGGGCUUGGGGCACUACUUUCGUGUCUUUCUUAUGGAGGUUGUACAAAUACAUCAAGGGGAGAAAACAACUCAAGCACAAAGAGAAGUACUUCAAACAUAAUGGCGCCCUUUUGUUGAAAAGUGUGCUAUCUUCACCAGAAGGCGAUGUCGAGAAAAGCAAAUUAUUCAACUCCAUAGAUUUAGAGAAGGCCGUUGACAAUUUCAAUGAUGAUAGGAUAUUCGGGCAAGGUGGAGAAGGUAUUCUAUACAAAGCGAUGUUAAUAGAUGGAAAAAUAGUGGCCAUCAAGAAAUCGAAAGUGAUAGACGAGGGAAAAGUUGAACAAUUCAUAAAUGAAGUCCUCAUUCUCUGA
Molecule: messenger RNA, 2853 nt
Organism: Eucalyptus grandis
Lineage: Eukaryota; Viridiplantae; Streptophyta; Magnoliopsida; Myrtales; Myrtaceae
Product: wall-associated receptor kinase-like 22
Biological process (GO): cell surface receptor signaling pathway; protein phosphorylation
Cellular component (GO): plasma membrane
Molecular function (GO): ATP binding; calcium ion binding; polysaccharide binding
Source: RefSeq, a predicted model, not a curated record